AUGGCUCCCAAACGCAGGCAAAUCUCACAGCAGGCAUCCUCGGCGAAGAAAAGGGCAAAGCACACAAAGAUGGCACAACAAGUCAAGGAUGCAUCUCCCUUCAAGACGCUACCCAUCACGUUAUUGUCUGGAUUCUUGGGAAGCGGCAAGACAACCCUGCUCAGCUACAUCCUCAACUCCAAGGACCAUGGCCUGAAGAUUGCGAUGAUCGUCAACGACAUGGCUGCGGUGAACAUUGACCAAAGUACCAUCGUGGCAGACGGCAGGAGGAAAGGUCGUGAAGCAGACAAGAUGAUUGCCAUGCAGAACGGCUGCAUCUGCUGCACGCUCCGUGGUGAUUUUGUCAUCGAGCUAGCCAAAAUGGCCAAAGCUGGUGAAUACGAUUAUGUGCUCAUCGAGAGCACUGGCAUCAGCGAGCCACAACAGGUCGCAGAGAGCUUCACCACAGACUUUACCGAAGCAAUGAUGGGCGCUGAUGGAGCGCUUGAUCAAUUCGACGAGGAAGAGCAAAAGGUCUUCAACGAAAUAAGUGCGCGAAAUGGCGGCUUGAACAAAGUUGCCAGGCUUGACACUACAGUGACCGUAGUGGACGGCUUCAGGUUCUUUGAAGAGUUCGAGACCAUUGAACUGCUACACGAACGCUUUCAAUCCGAAGUUGAGACACCGGAAGACCAACGCACUGUCAGCGAUCUGAUGAUUGAUCAGAUCGAGUUUGCUGACGUGAUCAUUGUCAAUAAGAUCGAUAUGAUCAACGACGACGUGCUUACACGGAUCCGUGGAUUACUCAAGACAAUGAAUCCUGGCGCCAAAGUUAUCGAAACCAGCCUCCGAGCCUCUAAACAAUCGCAGAACCCUUAUGGCAUUAAGCCUUUGGACGUCAGAGAGAUCAUCGCAACUGGAAUGUAUAGCGAAGAGACGUCUAUCAAAAGCUCCGGGUGGUUGAAGAGCAUCAACGAGAUGUCCAUGAUCGACAACCACGGCCGCACAGUCAUGGCACCGAAGCCAGAAACGCUGGAAUACGGUGUCACCAGCUUCGUCUACCGAGCAAGGAGACCAUUCUCUCCCGGCCGUCUGUACGAGCUCGUUCAUGACAAAUUUGUCAUUCUAGAGCCACAAGACGAAGAGGAGGAAGAGGAAGAGGAAGACGAUGAUGACGACUCGGAAGGCAUUCAAGAUCAGGACGAAGAAUUGGAGAGUGAGGUGGACGAAGUUGAUGAGUGCCUCGAGGGAAAGGCAUCAGACUCGGACUCUACUGUACACUCUGCCGACUCGAGCACCAAGUUCGCCUCUUCUGUGAGCGAUGCCACUUCUGUUGCCUCGGACGACCAAGACGCGCUCGACAUGAAGUACCCGGACCUCGAUCUGCCUACUCGUCUGGCCAACAAGAAAGCCCAUCCAGUCUUCAGACCUCUCCUCCGAUCCAAGGGAUUUAUCUGGCUAGCUACGCGUCCCUCCGUCAGUGGUGACUGGUCGCAAGCUGGCGCCAUGCUCACCGUCUCUGGCGGUCUUAAUUGGUUUGCUGUGGUGCCCGAAGAGCAAUGGCCUUCGCCCAGUCAAGAGGUCACAGAUCUUAUCAAGAAAGACUUUGAGGGCGAGUGGGGCGAUCGUAGGCAGGAGCUUGUGUGUAUCGGAGAGAAUAUCGACGUGAAGGCCAUAACCGAGUUGUUUGAUGGCUGUCUCUUGAACGACGCGGAGAUGAAGAAGUGGGAGAGAAUCAUGAGAAGAAAAGGUGUAUCAGAUGAACAGAAGGAGAGCUUGCUAUGCAGAACAUUUGAUGAUGGCUGGGAAGAGUGGCGCAAUCCGCUCGAGGAAGAAGAUGCUGAAGGUCAUGAUCAUGCUGGUCAUCACCAUCAUUGA
This is a messenger RNA of Aureobasidium subglaciale EXF-2481, 1857 nucleotides long. RefSeq lists its product as uncharacterized. The transcript is spliced from 5 exons. Lineage: Eukaryota; Fungi; Ascomycota; Dothideomycetes; Dothideales; Saccotheciaceae. The record is from RefSeq and is a predicted model, not a curated record. Bases 1 to 1857 code for a protein of 618 amino acids.